AUGGAGCGGGAGAAUGUGUUCUGUUGUUGUUUCCUGUUUCUACAGUUGUGUGAGAUCUGCCAGGAGGCGUUUGAGACGUACUGGGUGGAGGAGGAGGAGGACUGGUUCCUGAAGAACGCCCUCAGGGUCGACGACAAGAACUUCCAUCCCGCCUGUUUUGAAGAUUAUAAAAAUACGUACCUGGACGCCACGCCGUCGCCCAACAAGACGCUGACGGACCACCCGCUGGGCGCCUUCGUGAAGAGCGAGGAACAGGAAGAGGAAGACGCCACUUCCUCCUGUGCUGUCGCCGCCGCCGCUGCCAUCGCCGCCAUCGCCGCCGCCACUGGCGCCGCCUCGGUCAAACAGGAAGUAGACUCUGAGACGGCGAGCGAGCUUCCCGAUGUGAAAACGGAAGAGACGGAGGUUUUAACGGACCGAGUCCAAUGUGACGAGAACACACAGUGACGCGUUGCAGCGUCACGAGGACUAGACGCACACACACACACACACACACACACACACACACACCACAGAC
This is a messenger RNA of Sander lucioperca (pikeperch), 517 nucleotides long. RefSeq names its product pre-mRNA cleavage complex 2 protein Pcf11-like. The coding region runs from base 1 to 447 and encodes 148 amino acids. The record is from RefSeq and is a predicted model, not a curated record. Gene Ontology annotation, biological process: termination of RNA polymerase II transcription. Gene Ontology annotation, molecular function: mRNA binding; RNA polymerase II complex binding. Lineage: Eukaryota; Metazoa; Chordata; Actinopteri; Perciformes; Percidae. The transcript is spliced from 4 exons. Gene Ontology annotation, cellular component: mRNA cleavage factor complex; cytoplasm.